Nilaparvata lugens (brown planthopper) is the source of this 1066-nucleotide messenger RNA. Its product is annotated as endocuticle structural glycoprotein SgAbd-9-like. Gene Ontology annotation, molecular function: structural constituent of chitin-based larval cuticle. The record is from RefSeq and is a predicted model, not a curated record. Gene Ontology annotation, cellular component: chitin-based extracellular matrix. Bases 297 to 707 code for a protein of 136 amino acids. The transcript is spliced from 4 exons. Lineage: Eukaryota; Metazoa; Arthropoda; Insecta; Hemiptera; Delphacidae.
AAAUCCAUCCUCCAGUUACUUCACCGGUGAUUUGCGAACUGUAGACAAAGAGGGAAAACUAGAGAAGGAGAGGGGAUUCCAGAGUCUUCUUCGACACCCACUCUGUUUCUUCUUCCUCUUUGGUCAUCCUUCGCCCCUUCUCCGCCAUUUUUCCUUUGAGCGUCUUCUUUUUCUCUGGUCCUCAGCUGGUAUAAAAAGAGAGUGCAGAGUUGGGAGUUAUCACAAUCAGUUCACCACAGGUCUAGUGCUAGGACUUACCAAGUUUUUCGGACUUCAUCGAAACCUUAUCACAAGACAUGGAUUGCCGACUUGUUGUUUUGGUAGCCAGCAUGGCAGCUGUAGCUCUAGCCAGGCCACAAGCCCCCUUCCUGAGGCCAGGUGCCUACAGCCCAGGUGCCUUUGUGCCCAUUCUCUCGCAGAACUACGAUCUCAACCCUGAUGGCUCAUACACCUUCAGCUACCGUUCAGGAGACGGCAGCGCCAGAGAUGAGUCAGGUGCCCUGCGUUAUGUUGGUACCCCUGCUGAAGCUAUGGCCGUUCAGGGCGCCUAUGCUUACAACUCACCUGAAGGACCAGUUCAGGUCCAAUAUGUUGCUGACGAGCACGGUUACCAACCAUCCGGCCCCAACAUCCACCCCGACAUCAUCAAGUCAGUGGCGCUCCAAGUGGCCGAAGCCCGAAGCAAACCUCCCGGUGCCGAAUACUAAGAGAUGACAUCACUGCUAUGACGUCACAGUUAUGACGUCACAACUCCUCAUCAAACGUGUUACCAACCACCUCCAAUCAAAAUUCCACCUGUGAUCGUUAGUUUUCGAAUUAAAUUUUGUACAAGAUGUGAAUCAUCGUAUCUAGCUCUAACAUUACUGUAACUUUAUUAAUUACAUUUUUCAAAACCUUGAAAAAUGAAACAUAUUUGAAGAUAAAACGUUUUGUAUGUUUUCAACCCAUGUGAGCUUGAUUGAAUGUGUUCAUAAAGAUAAUGUGGUCAUUCAUGAUGAAUCAAGUUAUUUAUUUUUGAUGUAUGCCUACUGAUUAUUGAACAUGAAUAAAUAGUAUUAUUCCACCA